AUGUGCCAUGUCUCGUUAAGUCGCUAUGUGAAUGCUCUACGUAACAGGUUACAGCCUAAAGUAGGAUACAGCCCGUACAAUAGGGUGUUUACUGUUCAACAGGAGUCGCAGCUAGUCGAAUACUGCGAAAAAUCUGUUAAUUUAUAUUUUGGAUUAACUACAAAGGAUCUCCGAAAACUUGCAUUUCAGUUUUCAUCUGCUAACCGGCUUCAUUGUCCUCUAAAAUGGAAUGAUGCAGAACUGGUUAGUGAAGAUUGGCUCACAGCUUUUUUCAGAAGAAAUCCGAGAUUAACGUUGCGCACCCCUCAAACUACCAGCCUCGCACGAGCCAUGAAUUUUAAUAGGGAGAACGUUUCAAACUUUUUUAAUAAACUGGAAACUGUCUUGGAAAGAUAUAGAUUUGAGCCACAAAAUAUUUACAAUAUUGACGAAACUGGUGUCUCCACUGUUCAGAAGCCGUCGAAGGUAAAAGCCGUUUAG
Messenger RNA from Sitophilus oryzae (rice weevil), 480 nucleotides. RefSeq lists its product as uncharacterized. Bases 1 to 480 code for a protein of 159 amino acids. The transcript has a single exon. Lineage: Eukaryota; Metazoa; Arthropoda; Insecta; Coleoptera; Curculionidae. The record is from RefSeq and is a predicted model, not a curated record.